GGACUAUGCCUGCAGGUUAUAUGACAGAUGUUCAGUGUGAUUUGGCCGAUUUUCAAAAACUAUCUCGGCAAAACAAUGGUUAUAAUUAUGCUCUUGUUGCAAUAGAUGUCUUGAGUAAACGUGUUUUUGCAGAACCUGUACGAACAAAGAAAGGAAAGGACAUGAUCCAGGCAUUUGAAAUGACAAGGGUACAGAGUUUACAAGCAAGGAAAUGGCUGAAUUCUUCAAAGCGAAAGACAUUGAAAAGUUUACACCGAAUUCAUCAACAGUCAAAGCUUCUCUUGCCGAACGAUGCAUCCGUAAUAUAAAACAACGGCUUUAUAGAUACAUGAGUGAGAAACAUACAUUAAAAUGGGCUGAAGCGAUACAUAAGAUAGUGGAUGCAAUAAAUCACUCAAAAUGU
Molecule: messenger RNA, 403 nt
Organism: Meloidogyne enterolobii
Lineage: Eukaryota; Metazoa; Nematoda; Chromadorea; Rhabditida; Meloidogynidae
Source: the annotation of a GenBank genome assembly